Molecule: messenger RNA, 5955 nt
Organism: Capra hircus (goat)
Lineage: Eukaryota; Metazoa; Chordata; Mammalia; Artiodactyla; Bovidae
Gene: KCNMB1
Product: potassium calcium-activated channel subfamily M regulatory beta subunit 1
Exons: 4
Coding region: 385-960 (191 amino acids)
Biological process (GO): potassium ion transport; detection of calcium ion
Cellular component (GO): voltage-gated potassium channel complex; membrane
Molecular function (GO): potassium channel regulator activity; calcium-activated potassium channel activity
Source: RefSeq, a predicted model, not a curated record
AAGAAGAAAUGUCUCCAAACAUACCGAGAUGGUCUUUCCUGGCUUCUCAGAUUUGCUGUCUGUGGUUUCAAACCUUUUGCCCAGUAGAUUCUGGGAAUUGCAGGGCAGGGGCCUGGGUAACAGCUGCCAGCCCCUGGACUGGGUACCUGCCCUCUCGAGUUUGUGUCCUGGGGCUGUGUGCUCAGACUUGACCAUGUUUGGGCAUGGAGGCUCGUCUCAGACGAGAACCAAAGGCCGCUUCCCCAGAGACGGGCUGGGAGCCCAAACUUCCUGCUGCAGCUCAGGCAGCUUCUUUUGGGUGGGGGCUGGGGACCAGGCAGAAAAGGGUCUGCCGAAGACUCGCAGGGCACCCAGGAGACUCAAUGUCUGCAGUCCCCAGAGGCCAUGGGAAAGAAGCUGGUGAUGGCCCAGAAGCGGGGAGAGACUCGGGCCCUCUGCCUGGGAGUGGCCAUGGUAGUGGGCGCAGUCAUCACCUACUACAUCUUGGGCACCACUGUGCUGCCCCUCUAUCAGAAAAGCGUGUGGACCCAGGAAUCCACGUGUCACCUGAUUGAGACCAACAUCAGGGACCAGGAGGAGCUGGAGGGCAAGAGGGUGCCCCAGUACCCAUGCCUGUGGGUCAACGUGUCGUCCGUGGGCCGCUGGGCUGUGCUGUACCACACGGAGGACACUCGGGACCAGAACCAGCAGUGCUCCUACAUCCCAAGCAGCCUGGACAACUACCAAGUGGCCCGGGCCGACGUGGAGAAGGUCAGAGCCAGGUUUCACGAGCACCAGGAUUUCUUCUGCUUCUCCACGACUCGGGAGAAUGAGACCAGCGUCCUGUACCGGCGCCUCUAUGGGCCCCAGAGCCUCCUCUUCUCUCUCUUCUGGCCCACAUUUCUGCUCACCGGCGGCCUGCUCAUCAUCGUCAUGGUGAAGAUCAACCAGUCCCUGUCCAUCCUGGCAGCCCAGAGGUAGAUCCACGCGGGCCCAUCACCUCUCGGGCUGUUCCCGCUCGUGUCCCGUGCUCCCUCGCCUGCCUUCGCCCCCUCCCCCUCCGGCCUUCUGUCUUCCACUGCACGGAUGGUCUUUGGGAAACCCCUUAGUUAAGUCAUUUCCUGCUCAAGACUGUUCAAUGGCUCCUCGGGACCCAGGAGAACUGAAGGUCAGCCUGUGAUGCUUCUCCAUCCCUGACCCCACUCAAUCCAUCCAUUUAACUCAAAUCUGUUUUCUGCUAUUCCGCUGUCCACUGGACUGAUGCCAGUGAUUCUCACUUCUGUGCCUGCUGGGCCCUCCCAGGAAGUGCUCCCCGACAGGCCUCCAUUCCUUCUUGGAAUUCCGAAGUGAAAACGGUAGCAGCCCCAUAGACAGAGCACGUUCAUCAGUGGGACAUCGCUUGUUUGCAGCUUUCUCAGAUCUGUAUACAUUCUUAUGCCAAUAUUCACAAGUGCAGAUACAAACUUCCAGUCUUGGAGUCAUGGGGAUAUAACUGCAACAUGGUGACAAUAAUCAGUAAUACUUCGCUGCAUAUUUGAAAGUUGCUAAGAGAGUAGGUCUUAAAAGCUCUCAUCAUAAGAAAAAAAACUGUCACUGUGUGGAGAUGGGUGUUAACUAGAAACUUUUCUGGUGAUGAUUUUGUAAUACAUACAAAUAUUGAAUCAUUUUGUUACACAUUUGAAAACUAAUAUAAUCAUAUAUUCAUUAUACCUCAUAUACCUUAUAUACUGAUUAUACCAAAUAUAUACAACAUAUAUAGGCUAUAAGGAAAUGAUACUAACAUAUAUAAAAAACAUUAACAGUGGGAUUUAUUAAUUGUAAUUUUCUUCCUUCCUUUUAUUUUUUGUACUUUUCUAAAUUUUCAACAAUAGGCUUGGUUUCACUGUGUUUAUUUUUAAACAGAACAGUAACAACAGAUGUAAUUUUGGAAAAAAGUUUGAAAGGGUGAGUGCCCCAUCACCAAGCAGAUGGAAGUGACCUGGUGGACAGGUUGAACUCCAAUCAGAUACAGGCUUUUUUUUAAUAUUUAUUUUUAAUUGGCAGAUAAUUGCUUUACAGAGUUGUGUUGGUUUCUGCCAUACAUCACCAUGAAUCAGCCAUAGGUAUACCUAAGACACAGAGUUUUGAGAACACACAAGUUUAAGAAUCCUGGACAGAGGGAAAAUAAACAGAGAUGGGGAUUCAUGGUUUUCAGUGCAGAUUAAAUACAAGGUACCUGGGACUGCCCUGGUGGUUCAGUGGUUACGCGAGUGGUUAAGCAAUGUCAAAGCAGGAGACACAGUUCUGAUCCCUGGUAUGUGAAGAUUCCUUAUGCGCUGGGCAACUGAACCAGUUCACCACAACCACUGAGGCCGCUUUCCAGAGCCCAUAAGCCAGGACCACUGAGCCCAGGCCCCAGAGCCGGUGCUCACAGCCAGAGAAGGCACUGCAACGAGAAGCCCCCACGCCGCCCCGGAGAGCAGCCUCCACUCGUUACAGCUAAGGACCUCCACGCGCAGCCAAACACAGGGGAAACGCAAGGCACUGGCCCUGCGGGGGAAGCCGGCCUCAGGCUUCGGAAGGGAUGGCUGGGGGAAUGGCACCCCACUCCAGUGUUCUUGCCUGGAGAAUCCCAGGGAUGGGGAGCCCGGCGGGCUACCGUCUAUGGGAUCGCACAGAGUCGGACACAACUGAAGCGACUUAGCAGCAGCAGCAACUGGGGGAAGCUGUCAUAGAUUCACUACCACUCCAAAAACUUGCCCUAGAGCAGGCCUUCUCAAAGUGUGAUCCCUGGACCAGCAUUCCUGGAGGCUUGUGAGAAAGGCACGCUCCAGGCCCUCCGCCUAGCCCCACUGACCCGGAGACCUUGAGGCGGUGGGUGGGGAGAGGUUGGUGGGGUAACGAGGAGCUGGGCAGUACUCCGUGUUUUAACAGUGACUGCAGGGGGCUCUGUCGUGUGCUUGAGCAUGACAGCCGCAGGUGUAGAGAAUCACGGUCCUGUCCGGGACUUUGGUGGGGGAGUCAACGCCUUUUCCAGGUAAGUCCUCAGCUGGGCAUGAAGCUAGGCUGGUGUCUCUGAAGGUCCCCCUGCAGCUGAUUCCAGGUGCGGCCCUGGGGUGAAUCUGCGUCUGCUUCCGCCAGACUGCGUCUCUCUCAUUCUUGGUUAUUUCGUCAGUAAAAGAGAGAAUGCCCCUUUUGGGUGGCUGGGACAGCUGAAUGAGGGUUUGACACAUACUGGGUGGCGAAAAUGGAAGCUGUUCUUAGUAACAAUAACAAGGAAUGAAUAUUCAGAAACUUCCAGAGGAAAUUAUACCAACAAUAAUGUUAACUAGCAUUUUUUGCUGCUCAUUUAUUCCAUGCUGGACACAGAGCUAAGAAGUGUGCCUCAUAAAAAUUCAGUGAGCAUUACUGAACCCACCUCAUGGAUAAGGAGAAGCAACUUAGGAUAGAGGUUAUAUACAUGGACUGGCUUCAAAUACCCAACCGUAUUAUUCCCUAGCUGUGUGGCUUUGGACAAAUAACCUUUCUGUGCCUCAAUUUCCUCACUUGCAACAUAGGAACUAAUUAUAAUUAGCAUUAAAUGAGUUAUUGUAUAAUGUUCCUAGAAGAGUGGCUUACACACAGUGAGUGCUGUAUAUUAUGAAAAACUGAGGCUGUAAGAGGUCAUUGGCCACGGUCAACCAGAUAGUAAGUGAGGAACGGGACUUGAGCCCUGGGCUGUGUGAUUCCAGAGCCUGACCUGUGAUUCUUUAGCUGACUCAGUCACCGGAAGCCCCAGGGUCCAGGUAAGGAACAGUGUUGCAUCCUGGGAUGCCCAAGGUGUUCUCAUGCAAGUCAGGAAUCUGGGAGGAGGGCCACCUGGAAUCUGUACCAACACCUGUAGCUUGCAGCCAGGGAUCCCUGAUGCAACUUCACACCCUCCGGGUUCUUACUAGAGACAAUCCUUCCAAGGGGGAGUAACACCCCACUCCCUGGAGCUUCUUCCUUCUGGGCUUGGGGACAUCCUAAGAGUCCCGUGAAUCUAGCAAGUCUUGUUGGGAUAUUGUCUUAUAGUUUGGUAAGAUAUUUUCUUUGGGGAAAUUAGGUAAAGGGUACAUAGGAUCUAUCUGUGUGUUUCUUUACAACUGCAUGAGAAUCUACAAUUCCCCCCAAAUUUAAGUUUAAUUUUUAAAAAAGAAAAAGAGUAUCUCCAUCAUGAAUCUCAUUUAUAGGGUUUUUUUUUUUUUUUUUGCAUAUGGUUUUCAUGCACUUGCAUUUGGGGCUGAAAUACACCAAAAUGGAGACUAUCCCAACAGCCCCUACAGGGGAAAAAGCCACCACCCUCUAGCAAGUAGCUGGGGAGGCCCAGCCCUCACUGCCCCAUGCAUUAUUAACAAUGAACUUCCUUUGCUUGAGACAAACGCCUUCUUCCUGUCAAUGGAGUUCUGUAGCCUCCACAGCUUCCUGUCAAUGGAGCCUACUUCUAUCAAAUCCUAUACCUGCCUACUGUUCAUGGAACUUCAAGCCCAAGAUGAGCACGAACUAACGGGCAUUUAAGCAUGAUGGAGUUAGACACGGAGGGAAAAUGUUUCUGGAGCAAGGGCGGCCUGGGAGCAGAGAGCCCUCGUUAGUCCUUUAACAAAUCACUCUGCUAAUAAAGCCCAGUGCUGGCGCUCUUUUUGCCUUUUCUCCCACAGGCCAGUGAGUCUCACCUGGCUCUCCAGGUGUGCCUGGAUCACUCGCCCAGAACUCGGAUGGCAGGCUGGAUGGAGAUCAGUGGCAAGAGGACAGAGAGGGGCAGAGAUGAAGCAGACACAGUGCCUGCCUCACGGAGCUGAUCAUCCUGUUGCUCUUUCUCCCUCCUUUCCCACCAUUAUCAAGGGCUUCCUUCUCCACGGUGAAGAACCUGAUUUAUGCAAAUUCAAAAUAAUGCAAUGAAAAAUAUUACUAAAACCUCAAUUUUGUGACUUCCUGAAAUAAGGCUAGCCUCCCCCACCUCUGUCAACAAUUCACCUAAAAUUCCUCCUAAUUUCAGAACCCCUUGGGUGUGCAGAUUGUAGGCUGCGUUCACUCUAUUGCUAACCGGCAGCCCAGGCUGGUGCAGAAUAGCCAAUGUCUUUUGCAUUUAGAGGAAUUUGAAUUAUAUGCUUGCAAAGAUACUGUUUGAUCAUAGUGCAGCUAUCUUAUACCUCAUCAGCCACUGCCCUUUCAUAUGUAGGGAAAAGAGACCAAAGCAAAAUCAGAAAGACAUGAAGAAAUUCAACAUGGUCUAGGGUAAUGGUUCUUAAAAAAUACAUAUAUAUUUUUUUACUGUGGACCAUUUGUUAAGUAUUUUUCUGGUUUUUAAAAAAUAUUUUUGGAAUUGAUAGACUUCAAAUGCUGCUUCUAGAGAGGAGGCAAGGUAUUUGAAGAUGUGCAGCUGUAUCCGUAACGUUAAUAUGAAGCAAAUGCGACAAAAUGCUAACACAUUCGUUUUGAGGGGUGCUUUCUGAGGAGCAUAUGGGUGUUUUAUAUCAUUUGUUCUAUUUUUCUGUGUUCAAGUGCUUUCUCUAAAAUAAAAGAGUGAAUGGAAACAAAAAUAUUGUUGGUUUUUUGGCCAUGUGGCAUGUGGGAUCCUAGCUUCCCAACCAAGGAUUGAACCCUCACCCCCUGCAUUGGAAGGAGGAGUCUUAACCCCUGGACCACCAGGGAAAUCCCUAGGGUAAUGGGUCUCAAAGUGGAGGCCUGCAAGGUCAAAAUUAUUUUCAUAAUAAUAUUUACAUACUGCCUGCUUUUUUCACUCUCAAUCUCACCAACACGUGCGGAAUUUUUCAGAGCUUAUGUGUGUGACGUGUGAUAUCACGAAAGACUGAACACAGACAUGAGAAACCUGUUGUCUAUUAAGCCGAACACUAAAGCAAUUUGCAAAAAAGGAAAACAACGCACCCUUUCUCAAUAAUGUUUUGAAAAUGCAACUGUUUCUCAUAAAAUAUGAUCUUUUGUUAACCUGGAAUGGAUUUAUCAUUGUUUUAAAAUAAA